CAACCCAAAACCAAUCUCCCGGCGAGCCACGCCAGGGAGGGCUUCAGCUUCACAAGCGUCACUGUCCACUGUCCACAUCGACGGCGGCGCUACCAAACGGCAACUUCCAACGCCAAGCCAUUAGUAGCCACCCGCAACUAACCAUAUGCUCCCUCGCGUCCGUCCCCUCCUUCGAUUCUCUCUCCCCUUACCUCCUCCGAUGGCGCCCCCCAUUUCUUCUCGCGCCGCCGCCGCCACUCUCCCGAUUGUUUCCCUCGCCGCCGCUCCUCACUCCCCUUCUGCUUUCAAGUCCAACAUUCCGUCCACCGCCUUUGCCCCGCCAGCCUUCUUCACGACCAGAUGCUUCCACGCCGGAGUCGUCAAGAAGAUUGUACCCGGGGUUUGCGCGGCCGCCGCCGGCGGACAGAGAGAGUACCGUAAAGUGAGAAGACGCGCCACCGCCAAGAGCAAGCAGAAGGAGCUGGAGCUGAGCGUUAGCAUUUGCAUUGAGGAGGACCUCCCUGAUAACGAUUCUGAAAUCCUGAGUAUAGCAGAGUUGCUCCGCCUAAACGUGCCCAUGGCAUUGAAGUUGGCACUGGAUGGCCUGAAAGAUUCUCGCUGCAAAACUCGAGAUACUACUAUCUCGGAUGUUGGUGGCUACGAGAGCAUCGAGUUGUCUGUCAUGCUUUGCAAUGACAGCUUCAUCCGUAAGCUCAACAAAGAAUGGAGGGGUGAAGACAGUGCUACUGAUGUUCUCUCCAUGUCGCAGCAUGUUCCUCGGCUUAAUCUCCCUAUUCUGAUGCUGGGUGACAUUGUAAUUUCUGUGGAGACAGCUGCACGGCAAGCUGAAGAAAGAGGUCAUACACUUCUUGAUGAAAUCCUUAUCCUCAUGGUCCAUGGGUUGUUGCAUCUGUUAGGAUUUGAUCACGAGAUCAGUGACGAGGCUGAAACUGAAAUGGAGAAAGAGGAGGAAAUUCUUUUGAAGAGUCUUGGGUGGACGGGUAAAGGACUAAUUCAAAGUGCAUAUGAUUCAUGCGAGAAAGCUAAUUCUGAUUCAGCAAUUUUGGGUGACAGGAAGAAAGAAGGCAGUCUUCGCUUCUAUAAACCAAAAUUCAAGUACAUCUUCUGUGACAUGGAUGGGACAUUGCUUAACAGCAAAAGUCAACUUUCAACCACAAAUGCAAAUGCAUUGAAAGAAGCUAUGUCAAGAGGAGUGAAGGUAGUCAUAGCAACUGGAAAGGCUCGCCCUGCUGUGAUAAAUAUCUUGAAGACUGCUGGCUUAGCUGAUAAAGAUGGUAUUGUUUUAGAGGCCUCCCCUGGUGUUUUCCUGCAGGGGUUGCUCGUGUACGGUAGGCAGGGACGAGAGAUUUUCAGAAGGAAUUUAGAUCCAGGUGUCUGCAGAGAGGUGUGCAGGUAUUCUUUGGAGCAGAAGGUUCCUCUAAUUGCAUUCAGCAAUGAUCGUUGCUUAACGCUGUUUGAUCACCCCCUUGUUGAAUCGCUGCAUACAGUUUACCGAGCACCGCAGGCAGAAGUCAUGCCUUCAGUUGAGGAUCUCAUAGCUGCAGCUGACAUACAAAAAAUGUUGUUCAUAGACACUGCUGAUAGAGUAGCAACUGAACUGAGGCCGUAUUGGUCAGAAGCAGCAGGAGAGCUUGCCAAUGUAGUUCAAGCUGUCCCACAUAUGCUUGAGAUUGUGCCUGUGGGAACAUCGAAAGGUAGCGGGAUCCAAAUUCUACUUGAUCAUCUGGGUGUGAAAGCUGAGGAGAUAAUGGCCAUUGGCGACGGGGAGAACGAUAUCGAGAUGCUGCAAUUGGCUGCCCUUGGCAUUGCUCUCAGCAAUGGUGUCGAGAAGACGAAAGCUGUGGCCGACGUAAUUGGUGUUAGUAACGACGAAGAUGGGGUAGCUGAUGCCAUCUAUCGGUAUGCAUUUUGAACCAUACCAGCAUAGCCAUUGAUCGUUCGAAAGCUCACAGCAAGCAUCUGCACAACAAAGAGGAGGCACUGUAUUACUACUACUACAUCCACGGGAAGUGGGGAAAGAUGCAAAUUAGCAGGACGUUCAUGGGACAAUAAUCUGUAACGCUGAAUUUAAGGCUACAGAUUAUAGUCCCGUUAGAUGAUGGAGAGCGCUUGUAUUAGCUGAAUAUGUUGCGAUUUUUUUUGUUGUUCUUUUUUUCCUUCCAAUUCUUUUCACAGGGCCUUUGGUUACUUCAGUGCAAGGAAUCGGAUGGAUUCAGUGAAGUGUUUUGUGAUCUGUUUAAAAGUAGUUACUUUCCAGAAAAGGUGCAACAAUAAUAAUAACCGUGUGCAAAGGAAAGGAAAGGAAAGUGGACUGGGAACCAACAUUGCAAGCCAAGUCGCAAGUGGCGUGAUGGUAAAGAGUAAAGAAGAGAAUAAGUGGGAUCCUUGAAUCGGUGUGCGACGCCGCGGUUUUGCAACAGUUGUGGUUUUUUAGGGUUAACGCUGGGGAUUUGUUUGCAAAUUGCAACUGAGGAAAU
This is a messenger RNA of Linum tenue, 2477 nucleotides long. NCBI's taxonomy places the organism in Eukaryota, Viridiplantae, Streptophyta, Magnoliopsida, Malpighiales, Linaceae. The record is from the annotation of a GenBank genome assembly.